Messenger RNA from Nothobranchius furzeri (turquoise killifish), 9215 nucleotides. RefSeq names its product epidermal growth factor receptor pathway substrate 15-like 1a (gene eps15l1a). NCBI's taxonomy places the organism in Eukaryota, Metazoa, Chordata, Actinopteri, Cyprinodontiformes, Nothobranchiidae. Gene Ontology annotation, biological process: endosomal transport; endocytosis. Gene Ontology annotation, molecular function: cadherin binding; calcium ion binding. Gene Ontology annotation, cellular component: clathrin coat of coated pit; plasma membrane; cytoplasm. The record is from RefSeq and is a predicted model, not a curated record.
GCAUUUUGUACGUUGUCCAGCAGAGGGCGCGCGACCAGGAGGGAGGAAGAGCUCGUUCCCGCAGCAACAGGGAAGAUGGCAGCCCUCGCAUCUCUUACCCAGCUGUCCAGCGGGAACCCUGGUUUCGAGAACUUUUACAGACAGGUGGAUCCUGGGAAUACAGGGAGAGUAGGACCAACAGAAGCUGCCCUGUUUCUAAAAAAGUCUGGACUACCUGAUGUUACACUGGGAAAGAUCUGGGAUGUGGCUGAUCCUGAUGGAAAAGGCUAUCUGGAUAAACAGGGCUUUUAUGUUGCUCUACGGCUAGUGGCCUGUGCACAGAGUGGUCAGGAAGUCAGCUUGUCCAGCCUCAACCUCACAGUUCCUCCUCCAAAGUUUAAGGACACCAGCAGUCCAUCCUUGAGCACCACAAACACUGCUUCUGGUGAAUCCCUCUGGGCUGUCAGGCCUGAGGAGAAGAAUAAAUUUGAUGGGAUCUUUGAGAGUCUUGCUCCAGUCAACGGCCUGUUGUCAGGAGAGAAGGUCAGGCCAGUUCUCAUUAAUUCCAAGCUGCCUCUGGAUGUUCUUGGAAAGGUUUGGGAUUUGAGUGAUAUAGACAAAGAUGGACAUCUGGACAGAGAUGAAUUUGCAGUGGCCAUGCACCUGGUGUACCGGGCUUUGGAGAAGGAGCCUGUUCCUGCUCUCCUCCCCUGCUCUCUCAUCCCUCCAUCGAAAAGGAAAAAGAGUCUCUGCUCAGUGACGGGCCCUGUACCUGGACUACCAGCAAGCCCCCCACCACCCAAAGACUCACUGCGCUCAACACCGUCUCAUGGCAGUAUGACCUCUCUCAACAGCACUGGCAGCCUAUCACCCAAACACACACUCAAGUCAGGGCAGCAUUCUUUGAACUGGGUGGUUCCACUCUCAGAACGUGGUCGCUAUGACGACAUCUUCCUGAAAACGGAUGCUGACCUUGAUGGCUUUGUCAGUGGAUUGGAGGUGAAGGACAUCUUUAUGCAGUCUGGACUUUCUCAGAACCUUCUGGCACAUAUAUGGGCUUUGGCAGACACAAGACAGAUAGGCAAACUAACCAGGGAACAGUUUGCCCUCGCCAUGCAUCUCAUUCAGCAGAAAGUGAGCAAGGGCAUUGAUCCUCCACAAGCCCUAACUGCUGACAUGAUCCCUCCCUCCGAGAGAGGCACUCCUGUACCAACGCUGUCAGGAUUUAUGACUCCAGUUGGAUCAGAAAUGGCCGCUCUGUCAGAAAUCAGAAGGGAUAGCUCUAGCUCCAUGGGUUCAGGAGAGUUCACUGGAAUAAAGGAGCUGGAUGAUAUCAGCCAGGAGAUUGCCCAGUUACAGAGGGAAAAGUAUGUUCUGGAGCAAGACAUCCGGGAGAUGGAGGAGGCUAUCAGACACAAGACUGCAGAGGUGCAGGAGAUGCAGAACGACCUGGACAGAGAGACAAUCAGCCUGCAGGAGCUCGAGGCUCAGAAACAAGAUGCUCAGGAUCGCUUGGAAGAGAUGAACCAGCAGAAACAUAAACUGGAGGACAUGCUGAGCGAAGUGCGCAUCAAGUGCCAGGAGGAGUCUCAGCUGAUCUCAACCCUCCAGAGCCAGAUUCACUCCCAAGAGUCAGACCUGCAGAAUCAAGAAGAAGAGCUUAGUCGGGCUAAAGCUGACCUGGACCGGCUGCAGCAAGAGGAGAGUCAGCUAGAGCAGAGCCUGGCUGCUGGCAAGAUCCAAUUAGAGACCAUCAUCAAGUCUCUGAAGUCCACCCAGGAUGAGAUUAACCAGGCCCGCAGCAAAUUGUCACAUAUUCAGGACAAUCAGCAGGAAGUGUCUAAAAGCAUUGAGCAGUACAACAACACGCUGAAUGGAACCCACGGUGGCAGUAUGACCAACUUGGCUGACAUGAGCGAGGGCUUCAGUGACAGAGAAAAUGGAGGUUUCUCUACUAUGGGAAGGCCAAUCCAGGAAGAUCCAUUUAAGGUGAAACCAUCAGUGUUCAACAGUCAGCCUCAAGAGCCCCAGGCAGACCCUUUUCAUUCUGAAGAUCCUUUUCAAACGGAUCCAUUCAAAGGUGAUCCAUUUUUAAGUGAUCCCUUUGCAAAGCCACCAUCAUCAUCAUCUGCAGAUCCAUUUGGAGGGGAUCCAUUCAAAGAGACUGAUUUAUUCAAGGCGUCAUCAGAAGAUUUCUUCAAAAAGACCACAAAGGUGGACCCUUUCUCCACACAAGACCCCUUCAGUAAAAGUGCCACUUUACCUUCCAAGCAAACCAGUUAUUUUACAGGCACUGACCCGUUUUCUUCAAGCCACCCAAAAUCCAGAGCACCUGACUUGUUCAGCCCAUUAGACCCAUUUGGGAGCAGCUCAUUCAGCAGCGUGAACUCAUCGACUGGGUUUGCAGACUUCAGUCACAUGUCAAAGCCGAAAGACUCUUUUGAAGGAAGGGCCAGCUGGUUGCCAGACUACCAGAAGGCAGUGUUUGUGGACGACCCAUUCAGCAGGAAAGGUGAUAUGCCGGCUCUGCCUCCAAAAAAGUGUGUCCCUCCACGGCCCAAACCACCCAGUGGUAAAACAACACCAGUGAACUUGACUGGCCCAGCAGAUUCCUCCAAACCAUGUGACCCCUUUCAGUCAUUCACCUCUGAUGUCAUUGACCCAUUUCAGAGUAAAAAAGGCCCGGGAGAUCCAUUUAGUGGAAAAGACCCCUUCGCCCCAUCUUCAGCAUCAAGACCUGAAAAAGUCAAGUUUGGAAAUGAGGCUCAACAGUUGGAGUGGGCCAAGCGUGAGAGUGAACGGGCAGAGCGUGAACGACUCAAGAGACUCCGGCAGCAGGAACAAGAAGAUCUGGAGCUGGCCAUCGCACUCAGCAAGGCAGAGAUGUCUAAUGCAUGACCUGCAACCCACCACUAGUGACUGACAUCCAGAAACAUAGACAUGAAGCCCACAGCUCAAGUAAUUCCUAAUGUACAUGCACAGUCUGCAAUACACAUACACACACUCACAGCCGACCUGGUAGGAAAGAGACCUGAGGUUAUGACAACGGAUGUGAGGAAGAGGAGCCCUGAGUAUUUGCUCUGUGGUGAUGGAGCCAUACAAGCUGAUCCGGUCUCAUCUCUUUUCCAGUUGCGAUCUCAUCCAGGGGAAAUGAUCCCAAAACUCCCUGAGCAAGAUUAAGGGGGAUGUUUUCUUGUUGGUUGCACAAGCUGUGGCGAACACUACACUACGACUCUGACUGCCAGGCACACCGAACCUUUCUUUGAUCCAUACGCUGUGUGUUGUUUUCUUGAUGAGAUGACCCACCCCCCAAAGAGGACUGAAAAUGGGACAAAGAUGGUUUUUCUGUGGUCUCUAUCUCAGAUUCAGUAGGUAAAACACGUUUAGUGUUCUGGGUGGAGAACUAGAUGUACAGAAGUUAUUUAUGUCCUCAUGGUGGAGAACACUUCUCAGAAGAUCCUGGACCGAGUCUUACUGUAAAACCAUACACCCAUAUCAGGCUGGAUUAUUGAACUCAUACGUUUGACCCACAGACCCAAUGUUCAGAUCCUUUACUGCUCUGUGAGGCUCAUUCAACAGGAAAAGGAAACUUGGCUGAGUUGUCACUUCAUUAGGAACCCCGGUGCCCCGGCUAAUCAGCAACAUUUAGCGUUUAGUGUCCACAUAGAGGACAGCUGUCUUUUUAAAUUAUUGUAAAUAAAGUGUGGAUGUGACCACCUGAAUUAGUUUCAGUGCCCACAGAGCUCCGCUUGUUUCCCCCCUGCUCCAAGUUCAGCUAAUUUUAAGGUCAUUGGAAGGUAGGAGAAGCGGUCCUGACUGUGAUUGUAUCCAAAAGGAUCUGUUGUGAAGGUCCAUGAAACAUCUGGGAUGCUGCUUGUUACGACUUUUCUCGUCAUUCUGCUCUGCUGUCAACACAAACUGAAGUGGAAACUUUUUUUUUAAUGAAGCGCUCUUCACUGCUUCGACCCAGACUCUCUCAUGUGAACUAACUGAUGAACAGCUCCGACGUCGUUUAAGUCUCUGACUUCCUUCGACCUGCUGGAGCAGUUAAAGCCGCCAUAAAUGUGUUUAUUUUUUAUUGUUUUGACCAUAAUGUGAAAACCUUCCACUAUCUGUAAAAUACAUAGUUGUUCGUUCAUUUUAUGCUUCCAAUAAUGAGUGUUCAACCCCACAAACUGACCAGAGUCUGCCUCUAAUGUCCCGAUGCCACACAACACAGAAGAAAAGCUUCAUGAGGGAUUUUAUUUUCUAAAUUAAUCUUUUUGUUUUUUUAACACACUUUAAAUAUCUGGAGCUGGUUACUGUGACGCAUUGUCUUUGUCACUGGCUAGAAACUAGAAAGAUGUGAAAAAGUCUGCAGAAUCACCGUUUAAUAGAGCAGCAUUGACUUGACCACUUGUUUUUACUGUUAUUUUGUUUUUGUUUACUUGAAAGUUUGAAGGGGACUAACUAAUAAUUUCACAUAGAACUAACAAGACAGAUUCUGCUGAGCUGCUGUAGUUGGGUUUAAAACUGUAAAGCUACUUAGUCUGUACGUCACGUCUACUUGAACAGUUUGAGUUUUUUAAUGAUGAAUUAUCUAAAUAAAAACACAAAAUGAAAUGUUGAAAAAACAUGUUAUGCCAACUGAUUUCAAUAAAUGUAGUUGCUUAAAUUUAAAGAGUAAUAUACAUAGUUAUAUGUUAUGCUAAAAGUAAAUGUAUUACUUUACUUACUUUAAGCAGCUAGUUUUAGUGGGACCAGUUGACAUAGCUCAUUCAGGUAAAUUCAACAUUUCUUUUCUUAGAGUGUAGCUGACUGAACGGACUUCUGAAGUUAAAACCUGAUAUACUGUUGGUGACUUGUUGGCAGUGUUGGGAGUAACGCGGUACAAAAGUAAUUAAUUACUGUAAUGCAUUGCUUUUUGCUGUAAUGUGGUAAUGUAAGGCAUUACAGGGAAAGAAAAGGUAAUAUUUACUCGGUACAAUUGUCAGUAACGCGGUAAUUACAACGCAUUUUUAAACCCAGAAUCAAGACGUGGGUUUCCUAAAAAUUCAAAUUGCGGGAAGCCUGAAAAAAGAUCCAGUAUCCACAUAUAUGACGUCAUUUAUGGACUCAGCUUUGCGGGCAUUCUACGAGCAGAGAGGACGCAGCGGUAAUGGCUCAAAUACUCCAGCUGCGUCCUGCGCGCGGCCGCUGUUGUAUUCACAAAAUCGCUCCACCAAAACAAAGUAAUUCGUUUGUGAUCGUUUAUAUCAGCUCAUAUUCUCUGGUACUUCAUGUACUUUUCAGCUGGUUCAUAAUCUGUGCCCCAGGGAUUUCAACUCAUUGCUGCUGGAGCGCAUAUUAAGAUUUUUUUUAUGUUUGCGUUCGGUAGAUCCCUUUGGCUGAUUAGUUAGAAAGUAGAAAAUCUAGGAAACAGUUUUUCUGGAAGGCGGAGAAAACAUGAAGCAUGCAGGAAGGUUAGAGAGAGAAAGGGCAGGAAAUUAUUCACAUAGAAUCAAGAAAACAAAACAAAGUGCUUGAAAAGAAAAAAGUAGGUAGAUUCAUCCCCAAUACACAGUUUUACCAGUGAAAAGAAAUAAUAUAUAAGAAUUUAAUAUUUAUACAUGUGAUAGAAUCAGAUCACCCCAGAAGUCAGUCCCACAUCCAGGGCCGUAUCAAGGCAUUUGAGGACCAAGGCAAAUAUAUGCUUGGAGCCCCCACCACCUCACUCCCUGCUCAGUUAAUACAAGAUGGCAGCGUGCUGAGAGUACAGAUUGUUGUUGCUUUUAUUUAAUAAACAAUCAUUUGAAAGCACUGUUAUUAUAUCUGACUGUUUUUAACAGCAAUCCUAGCUCAGACACCACAUCACCUUCCUCUGGAUGUGUCAUGAGUUCACUGAGCGUCAGAUUACCAGAUUCAUACUGAAGUUGUUUUGGUGAAAGUAACUUAAAGUACUGCAAAAGUAGUGUAAUGCCUUACAUUUUAAAAUCAGUAAGAUUGUAAUGUAAUGAAUUACUUUUAAAUGAGGGAAACAAGUAAUAAGUAAUGCAAUACAGUUUUGAAGUAACUUGCCCAACACUGCUUGUUGGGCUCAAUCUUUUGUAACCACUUUGAAUAACGUACACCGCACUUUUAUCAAAAGUCCUAUGCCUGACCAAGUCGCAUGGUAAUUACAAAUACAUUGUGACGGUCAUGCAAAGUUUUUUUUUGAUACAGUUUAGUCACGAAGAGCGGUUUCAAAGGUUUCUCACAUUUCUUGCCCCAAAGAAUCAGUCAUUAUUUAGUGAGGAAGUUUGGCUCAAACAUAUUGGAGACAUUUUCAAACUUCAGUGAUUUGAGAGUGACACCCUAAGUAUGCAAGGAAUUUGAGAACUCUUGCAAAUGAUUUGAGACAUUUUGGAAACUCAGUGAAGCCGUUUACAGUUUGUCACCAACAGUCACAACCCAGUCAGAAACUCAGGUUAAAAAAAAGUCAUUCUUAAAACUUUCUUGAAGCUGCUGACAUCACCUGACAUUUACACUUUUAUUGCUUAGACGCUAGGUAUGUAACGAUCUUUGAUGGUGAAAGUGGUGUUGGUGAUGAUGAUGAUGACGACGAUGACUAUGCAUGGACUGGUUUCAGAUCUCUGCCCUGGAGCAAUGAGAUGUAAAGCAUUUCUUAUUGUGGUACAGAGCAGGAUGGUCACAUGACUAAAUCACUUAAAACUUUAUUUUUUUUUUGUAAAACCUAAUAAUUUUGGAGUCCAAAUGCUGAAUGUUCACUUCUGUAGGUGUUAACUGAUAUUAAAAUGAAGGGGAUAAAAAGAAGUUGGUCCUUCCUCUGCAGCCCUGCUUUGACUGGUUAAGUGUCAAAUGUGUUACUGAUGCAGCUGCUGUACAGUAGUAGCUGCCUUCAUCUUGACUGAGCCGAUAUAUCACUGUCAUGAGUAUCUGAAUGGGAAUCUGCUUUCUGUUGUGUCAACUAUCACCUAAUCAGUACGCUGAAGACCUAGAGAUGCUGGAAAAGGAUCUUCAAAUGACUGGCUGUUGUUGAAUUAUUCAACUUCAAAAAUUUAAAACCAUUUUAUUUAUUUCUUUUAUGUUGUAGGGUUUGGUCAAUUGAGUGCUUUAAGAGCGCAAUAUAUAUAUUACCUCUACUUAUGACCAAUAAGCUGUGAUACUCUAUCUAAAUAUAGAAUAUCUCCCUGCCUGGUCUUUAUCAGAAUCAGAAUCAGAGGGUUUUAUUGCCAUAUGUGUGCCAAGUCACAACAUUAGGAAAUUGCUGCCGUAUUUGGUGCAGAAGGAAAGAAAUAAAAAAUAAAUAUUUAAGAGAUAAGCAAAUAUAGGAAGUAAUAAAGUACUCAUGAUAAAAUAAUUUAUGUAAAAAGUGGCAAGAAUUAGAGAAGCAGCUAUCUACCCCGUGUAGGUACUAAUCUGAGUGUUUUUCAAGCACUCGGGUCACGUGACUGGGACCAAUUGACUUGAGUGGGCUGCCCUAGGAUUUUCGUUCAAAAGUCCAACUGCAGAGGGGAAGAAACUGUUUUUGUGGCGAGAGGUUCUGGUCCGAAUGGAUCUGAGCCUUCUGCCAGAUGGGAGCGAGUCGAAGAGACUGUGUCCAGGGUGACACGAGUCAGCUAUUAUCCGACCUGCACGCCUCAAUGUUCUAGAGGUGUACAGAUCCUGUAUGGAGGGGAGUUUGCAGCCAAUGACCUUCUCUGCAGAGCACAUGACACUCUGCAGCCACUUCUUGUCCCUGGUGGUAGCUCUAGCGUACCACACGGUGAUGGAGGAGGUGAGGAUGGACUCGCUGAUAGCAGUGUAGAAAUGCCUCAUCGAUUGUGGUGAUAGGUUGAAUUUCUUCAGCCGCCUCAGGAAGUACAUCCUCUGCUGGGCCUUUUUUCUGAUGGUGGUGAUGGUGGGCUCCCAUUUGAGGUCCUGGGUGAUGGUGGUGCCCAGGAAGCGACAUGAGUCCACCAUCGUGAUGGGAGUGUCAGACAGGUUUGGGGGUGGGGUUGCCUAAAGUCCACAACCUCCGCUGUCUUCUGGGUGUCUAGCACCAUGUUGUUGUGGCUGCACCAGGACACCAGCCGUUCAGCCUCCAUUCUGUAAGCGGACUCAUCCCCAUCAGAGAUGAGUCAGAUGAUGGUGGUGUCGUCAGCAAACUUAAUUAGUUUUACAGACUCAUGUUUGGAGGUGCAGCUGUUGGUGUACAGCAGGGGUGGGCAAUUAUUUUUUCCAUGGGGCCACAUGAGAAAUAGAAAAUAUUGUGGAGGGCCGCAGGCCAAAAGGCUGAAGUCAAUUAUGCAUAAUAUUAAUGGUAUUUCUUUAAAAAAGGCAGUAAAUACCAUUGUUUCUUCAAGCUGUAAGAGUAGACUAUAUGUUAUAAAUGAGCAAAAAGGAAAAAGUGAGGUUGGCUUACAAAAAUGUGAUUUAUUCAAAUUUCCCAAGGCAAUGGUAAACAAAGUGUGCACAUUUGGUUUUUGUUAAACAUUUGUGACUUAUAUUAGUUAACAGUUUCAAUCACAUUCACUCCAAAACACAUUCUGAGUUUCAAAUAUUGUUGGAAAGAGGUUCUUAGCAUUCUACAGACACACAGUAUCGUCUGUAAAAUAAAAUCACUGAACUGUGAUCUUGAGAAAGAGGUUUAAAAAAAGUGUCCCAGUUCACUGCUAGUUGCCUACAUUUGUGGUCCAAACACCUUAUUUUGUGUUUUUAAGCAAUUUUUUUCUUAUUCAUUGAGAGAAAUCUAGUCUCUGCUGGGCUUUAACGAGUGCAUCAAAGUCAGGUUGAAUGUCUGAGGUGGAGAUGCGAAGCACAGCUGACAAAUGAUCAUCAGUGAGAGAGGAUCUUUACCUGGAUUUUGUAAACUUCAUCAUUGAAAAUGCUUGUUCACAAAUGUAGGUAGAGCCGAAGAGAACCAACAUCUUCUGAGCAUGUCUCUUCAGGUUUGGAAAAUCCUCCUUAAGAGAAGAGUAGAAAUCCAGCAGAGAUCCUGAAUCUCUGCUUUCAAGUCCCAAACCCUCUUCAGCACUUUCCCCAGGCUGAGCCAUCUGACAGCUGUGUGGAGUCCUCCACAAGAGCCACAAACUGUCUGUGAUCCAUCGCCCGCGCCCUGAUGAAGUUUAUUAUUUUAAUAACAACAUCAGUAACAUGGUUGAUUUUUAGCACUGACUUGCACAACACAUGUUGGUGUAUAAUACAAUGCAAAAACACCUAUUUUUGAUCUGCAUCGAUUUCUGUCACUUUAUCUUGCAUGUGGAUGAGGAAAACGAAAUAAAGAAAGUGAAUCUGUG